Molecule: messenger RNA, 1715 nt
Organism: Desarmillaria tabescens
Lineage: Eukaryota; Fungi; Basidiomycota; Agaricomycetes; Agaricales; Physalacriaceae
Exons: 22
Coding region: 338-1354 (338 amino acids)
Source: RefSeq, a predicted model, not a curated record
GAGGUGCCUCGCUAGUACCUUGCAAUCUGUGCGGCUACGGGUGCCGAAUCUCAGGGUUGUGCCAGAAGGGUCUUGUCCACUUUUUGUGGGACAAAUUUUCCACUUCCAGAUACUUGGAUCGGAACAUCACCAUCAAUAAUAUAAGUGCCUCAUCAUUAUCAUGAUUUAUUCAUAUCAAUUAGCUCUUACUGCCACGACGCUAGUUCCGUUAAAGGACGUAACGAGAACUAGCAAAUUACCGGGCUAGAAUUUUCUCUAUUUUACGUUUUCAAAUUGUCUUCCACUGACAUCGGCUGAAAAACCGGGGAUUCACCUUUGUUUUUUGACUCUUCUCAUCAUGACGACCUCGGACGCAGCGGAAUCCAAUGUGGACGAUACGUUUGGGGUCUUCUAUAUUGGCUUCAUAGUCUCCAUGAUAGGUUAUGGUUUCACUUUCUUUCAGACUUAUGUCUAUUUUUCUCGAUAUCCAAAGGACAUUUUCAUCAUGAAAGCAGCGGUGGCGUUCCUAUGUUUACUCAAUACUGCCUCAUCAGCUCUAAUUUCACAAACAGCUUACUAUUAUCUGGUGACGACGUUUCCUCUAGCAUCAGCGAUGGUAGAUGCGACAAGUGCGUUCUGCGCCGAAAACACCUUAGCGGCGGCUUUAAUUUUGAUUGUUCAAUUAUGUUACGCGUCCCGAGUGUGGAAAUUGAGUAAGAACGUAACAGUCACCUCCAUCAUUGCUAUCAUGUGUCUUGUUGGAUUUGCCCUUACUCUCGCCAUGACUGUGAUGAUGGUCCGCAAUGCUGGUUUCGUUCAUCUCGCAGCAUCACCGAACAAAGCAAUCGUUGCCGUCGGGCAGGCAACCGUGUUCUUUGGAGCGUUAAUCACUUUCAUCGCCCUCAAACUAUACUCCCAUGGUGCUCACUGGUCUGAAAAUAUACAGCCGGAUGAUUGGUUCAACAAAACGAUCGCUAUCUUCUUCUCACAGGGAUGCAGCGCGACAUUAGUACAGCUUGCCUAUUUCGUUGUUUUCGUCGCAACACCUACUCGUGUCAUCUGGAUUCCCUUCCAUUUAAUGUCUAGCAAGCUGUUCAUCAAUUGCCUAUUAUCAUUGUUGAACUCUCGGCAAGCGCACCAUGGUCAUGGCAUUAAUCAUGAGGACAGUUCAAUUAGCCAGCACAAGUCGACUAUCGGUGGUCCCGGAAAACCGGGUGUUCACUUCAAUGUCGCAGAUACCCAGCCUCCCAUCAACAUUGAAGUCUCUCGUACUGUUGAACAGGACGUCACUGUCAAUAAAAGCACAUUUGAUUCUGACGAGACGCACUUCGACAUACAUGAAAUAUCAAAAGAUGCGAAAGGUUACGCAGUGUAAAAUGUUAACGCAGGUCGGACUCCGUCUUAGGUGAAGUUGUAGAAUAUUAUUAUAUCCCUUUUGACCCUUUCAGCUUGGCUGGGGUGGAUUUGGGUGGCAGAGUGAAUUGCUUUGAAAUAUACGCUUCUAUUUUCCACAAAGAUCCUUAAAACCGUAUGUAUGUAGCUGCUCCCCAUAGAUUUAUAUCCAUUCAAUACUUUCCCUUGCCGUCUGCAAAAUUGUUCCCGACUUUGUUUAGUAGAAAGUCGCCAUAGACGACAGGCUUGUACUCCUUCUCGUCUGAAUUCGGCUUGCCGGCCUGAAUGCGCAGAGCCGCAGCAAGCGGUUUUACGUGCGCAUCGAAAUUGGGUUCGAAGAAGAA